AAAUUUACUUUUAUCGUCAUCGUUCCGGUCUGACGAUUUCGGAUUGCAUUCUGUUUAGCCUUCACCUUGUGACUGUUCCGCCACUUCAUUCCGCGGAUAAGCACUUUCCGCAAUGUUAAAACAACGAAGAUCUAAUAAGGUUUUAUUAGCAUUAUCAGUGGCAAAUUUGUCGCUUAUCUUCUUGCUUACAAUUCGCCUAGACGAUUUUGAUUCCAGGAUCUCAUUUACAAGGAAUGAACUGGUUAAUCGAAGAAAUAAAACUAUUUUGAUAUGGGACCACCCCGAAACUCUCGACACUUCUACCUUCGGCGAAGGACACGAACCUUUCAUGAAGGGUCAAUGCCAAGUUGCCGACUGUAUCGUUUACUACAACUCUUCAUCUUUGCCACUCGAAGAAUAUGACGCCAUUUUAAUCCACGUUAUUCGCUUAAACGAGACUCACUUACCAACAUUUACUCGUCGUAAACACCAAAGAUUCGUCUUUCUAACGCAAGAAUCCCCCGAUUCGAUGACCGAUAAAUGCGUCAACGUCACGACAUUAGGAAACGUGUUCAACUGGACGAUGAGCUACAAAGGCAACUCAGAUAUCCCGAUGCUUUACGGGCGCAUCUUUCCGAAAUCAACUGCUCCAAGAAAUGUGGAAGAGGCACAACAAAGAAUUAGAGAAACGCAUACGGAUGAAAAUUAUGCGGCUAACAAAACCAGACUGGUGGCCUGGAUGGUAUCCCAUUGUGAAACACCCGGCCAUAGAGAGAGAUACGUUUCCCAGUUAAGAAAAUAUAUUCCCGUACACAUUUACGGUGAUUGUGGCCAUUUCAAGUGUGCUCAAAGCAACAUGUACCCUUCUACAUCCAGUCCGGACUGCUACUCUAUGCUCGAAUCCAAGUAUAAAUUCUAUUUAUCUUUUGAAAAUUCCAUUUGCAAUGAUUACGUCACUGAAAAGUUUUUUGAAACAAUGAAUCGUCGAUUGAUACCAAUCGUGUAUGGUGGUGCAAAUUACAGCCAAAUCGCCCCCGUUCAUUCUUACAUUAAUGCACUGGAAUAUACUCCGGAAGAAUUGGCCAACUAUCUCAAAAUCCUAGACGCAAAUGACACGCUGUACAACGAAUUUUUCUGGUGGAAAGAUCACUACGACGUCGAAAGUCAUAUAACGCAAAUGACUCGUCAUAGUUUCUGUGGUUUAUGCAAAAAACUUCACCAGGAUGAAGGUGUAACCAAAUUCUAUCCGACUCUCGAGCCAGAUUGGCAUCCAAGAACACAGUGUAAACGAAUUUCAAAGAAAUGUUCCAUCGUUCUGAAGCCUUCUGAAUGAAUUACAUUUGUUAUGAACUGCUUAUGGUGAUAAAAAAAAUGAA
This is a messenger RNA of Daphnia carinata, 1355 nucleotides long. RefSeq names its product alpha-(1,3)-fucosyltransferase C-like. Bases 113 to 1312 code for a protein of 399 amino acids. NCBI's taxonomy places the organism in Eukaryota, Metazoa, Arthropoda, Branchiopoda, Diplostraca, Daphniidae. The transcript has a single exon. The record is from RefSeq and is a predicted model, not a curated record. Gene Ontology annotation, molecular function: alpha-(1->3)-fucosyltransferase activity. Gene Ontology annotation, cellular component: membrane.